AUGCCGCUGCCCAGGGAGCUGUGUACCUACAUACUCCUGCGAGCAUGCGAGGAGCCUGCCACGAGAGCAUGCACUUUGCGUGAUGUCGUAGAUGCAUGCCACAUGCCGAGUCAUAAACCGUUCCACGCCGCCUGUGUCAAAUGCGAUGCGGACAUGGUACUCACUGUGAUGCAGCUGAACCGUGCGUACUAUGUCAUCGGAGCUGAGAUUCUGUAUCGAUCCGUGAUCUUGCACAAACCGUCACAGCUCUUAGCAUUCCUGCACGCACUUGUGCAUCGACCUGCCCUGGGCCGUUUGGUGCGCCACCUGUACAUUGGCAGCACGGCCUACGUGGCCGAGUGCCCUGUCGCCUAUUUGAGCACCGGCUACUCUUCCGUGGAGCAGGCCUUUGGCAUCGAAAAGCAUCGGUCGUCAGAUCAUCCAUGCACGCCACAUGGAUCUGUUCUUCCGCCAGCUCUGGAGCAUGAGAUCACUGAGAUCGGUGCGCUGUACGCAGGACCCCACCGUGAGCAUGGCGUAUGUAUCCGUGAGCCUGGCUUCGACUUUCAUGGUCGAUUCAUCUCCAGAUCCGAAUGGGCCAAGCGAUUAUGCGAAGUGCACUCCCUCCUUUUGUGGCUACGCUACCUUGGUCACGAAGAGCGCAUGUAUGAAGUCCAGCGAUGGCAGGCACAUCCCUUUCCUGUUGAGGAGCAUUGGUGCACGCUCUCGAAAGAGCAUGCUCAUGCCCGCCGGCAAAUUGAUGCAUAUCUCGAAGAAGAAGAAGAUCAGCCCGGGCAAGACCCCUUCGAACCGCGCGCUUUGCAUCUGCGUCCACCGGGCACUCGCUCUGAUCCGCUGGACUGGGACGAUGCGACACAGUUUGUGGAUGCCCUGCCAAGUUCUGAGGACGCCGUGCCUACCGUUAUAACCUGGCAUAUUCUGCGCACCUUUCACAGCUCGUCCUUGCCUCGAUGGCUGUGUGUCUUGCUGGCCAAGGCACUAGCUUACGGCCGCUCUGCGGCACUCGAGUCCAUGAUGGAUCGCGUUCCCAUGCCUACUCCCACUCACCCUGUGGUGACAUACCAGCCUGCUGCUCCAUUUUUCUCGCACGACCGCUUCGAUGACGUGUAUAUGUAUGCCAUAUCAGGGGCUAUGCACCUGAUCGGUAUCGGUGACCAAUCUCUGCACAUGCCUCACAGCGCCACAGAAGAAGCUGAUAUGCCCCACGACACCUCUACGGCUUUGCUGGCAAGCUGGGAACGCCGACCAUUUGGUAUCGCUUUGCGUGAUUUGCGUGUGCCUGCAGCUGGCCACGCCGCUGAGCAUACGCCGAUGUCUAUACCCACUCUUGGCACACUGAUUCAGCAAGUGCAUGCACUCCUUGGCUUCGUCCCCCAUCUCGAAUCCCUCGGCCUGUCCGGUGUACUGGAGCGAGCCAUCGCAGGGUCCCGUCAGUGCGUCCAGCUCGAAUGCGUGCAAAGACUGUACCUCGGUCCUCCGCCUAUCUUUUGGGAGCACACACUGCAAUGGGGCGAUCCGCACCACAGAACGUUUGCCCAUCUUCGAUGCCUAGAAGUCUCUGGGUGUAUGCUUUUGCCAAUAGAAGCUGAGGCGCUGGGCGGAGGCAACGAUGCUCUGCCCGCCCUCUGCGACGUGACAUGGUCCCUCUACCGCGCUACUCUCGAUUAUGAUGCAAGGUCUAUCGUAAAUACCAUGGCCAUCAUCCUUGGCCUGAGCAUACCUGGCGCGGUACCUGCGCCGCCUGUCCAGCAGCGACGAAAAGGCGUCCAGCGCCUUGUAGUGCGCAUGCACAGGCAGGCUCACGAUGCGGUAGUGACGGCUGCGCCCACGCACGUAUUGCAUGACGCACGCUUGGUCCUUGAAAUUGCGCAGGCCCACGGCCCAAUACACCCCGUCGUACAGGCAUGGGCAUCCGAGCAUCAUAGGCUGCCAGCCGCAUGA
Molecule: messenger RNA, 1941 nt
Organism: Malassezia restricta
Lineage: Eukaryota; Fungi; Basidiomycota; Malasseziomycetes; Malasseziales; Malasseziaceae
Exons: 1
Coding region: 1-1941 (646 amino acids)
Source: RefSeq, a predicted model, not a curated record